GAUCACGCACGCGCGCAUAUCGGAAGAGACAAAACGGGCCAUAUUGUGUGUAUAUCCCAAGUAAAUGUGUUUAUUCUUCGUAAGCGUAAAGUCAGUCGUUUCGUGAUCGUUUUUGAUGUAAAUAUACGAAUUCCCGUUGCCGGUUUUCUUCGUUGAGGAAUCGACUAAGUGCUGUAUCUAGGAAGAUACAAGGAGUGCGUGAAUCAGAAUGGUCCAGUUCACUAAGAGACAAUGGCUCACCCUAAUUGUCAUUAGCAUUGCUGAUUUUGCAAAUGCCAUCUGCGUUUCACUGCAAGCACCUUUCUAUCCUCAAGAGGCUGAAAAGAAAGGAGCCUCACCUUCGGAAUAUGGCUUGGUCUUCGGAAUUUUCGAACUGGUGGUCUUCAUCAUUAGUCCAUUUUAUGGACAGCACCUUAAUCGAAUCGGCCCGAAGUUUUUAUUCAAUGGUGGUAUCUUGACUACAGGAACCUGUGCCAUAUUCUUCGGUUUAUUGGAUAAAGUCAACGGUCAUUAUCCCUUCAUAAUACUAUCUUUUAUGAUCAGAAUUGUGGAGGCAUUGGGAAAUGCUGCAUUCCUGACAGCUAGCUUCGCCAUUAUUGCCAAAGAGUUUCCAGACAAUGUCGCCACGACAUUUGCCAGUUUAGAAACUUUUUUCGGUUUGGGUCUCAUGGUUGGUCCCACCGUGGGAGGUGCACUUUACCAAGUUGGUGGAUAUACCACUCCAUUUGUGAUCCUUGGAUCAGCGUUAUUCUUGGCAGCUGUCAGUACUGCAUUCAUUCUACCUAUGCACAACGAUAGUGAUCGAGAUCAGAGCAAUACCGGAGGAGUGACAAAGGUCUUGAAAAUUCCUGGCGUGAUGAUUGCCUCUAUGUCAAUAAUUGCAACAAGCAUGAGUAUCGGAUUUUUGCAAGCAACUUUGGAACCGCAUCUGAGGCAAUUUAAAUUGAGUCCGGUCGUAUUAGGAUUGAUGUUUGUCAUUAACGGUGGCACAUAUGCAAUAACUGCGCCGGCCUGGGGUUGGCUUUGCGAUAAAUAUUGGCAUCCAAAGAUGGCAACCAUUGCCGGUUGCAUUCUCGUAAUAAUCAGUUUCUCUUUGGUUGGUCCGGCACCGUUUAUUCCGUGGCCUACCGUAAUCUGGAUGCCUAUCUGCGGCCUCGUGAUCCACGGCUUGGGCAUGGCUGCUCAACUGGUUGCGAGCUUCACGGAUGCCUUGCGGACAUCUAUAUCGUACGGAUUUCCAAACAAUCUUGAGACUUAUGGUCUCAUCAGUGGAUUAUGGACAAGUACUUUCGCCCUUGGUGCUUUCAUCGGCCCUAGCAUUGCUGGAAUUCUUUUGGAUAAUGUCGGUUUCAGAAACGGGUCCAUGUUUAUCGUGAUACUUCAUAUGCUAGUAGGCGCGAUAGCCACAGUAUUCCUAAGCAGCUGCUCUCGCUCACCCAAGCCAUACACCGACGUUGGCACAGUCGAGAAUCUCAGAGCACCUUUGAUGGAUAGCGUCCGAUCGGGCAGCGGCAGUUUGCAGCAAAAUGGACGGGGUCAGAGUGUGCCGAUCGAUAGGCCCAACGGCAUGAAUUCGCUCAUCGUGUGCAACAGUUAUUCGAACAGAGCGGGAGCGUGGUCUAGAGCGUCGUACAGUGGCCGCUAUUCCCAUAGCUAUGGAUCUAUAGAAAAUAAGAGAUACCUGGAGUUCGCCACGUGAUCCCGUUCGAUCACCUUUAUACGAAACAAUAACAACAACAUGAGCAGAAUAUUACUUUUGCGUCCAUCGUUCACUCUUUGACCAUCAUUCAAACAGUCUCAGUUUCCGCGACGUAUGAUUCAAUCAAAAAACGCGAGAAAUAUUUCAGA
Molecule: messenger RNA, 1848 nt
Organism: Camponotus floridanus (Florida carpenter ant)
Lineage: Eukaryota; Metazoa; Arthropoda; Insecta; Hymenoptera; Formicidae
Product: MFS-type transporter SLC18B1
Exons: 8
Coding region: 209-1699 (496 amino acids)
Biological process (GO): transmembrane transport
Molecular function (GO): transmembrane transporter activity
Source: RefSeq, a predicted model, not a curated record